This is a messenger RNA of Scomber japonicus (chub mackerel), 5002 nucleotides long. RefSeq names its product plasma membrane calcium-transporting ATPase 1-like. NCBI's taxonomy places the organism in Eukaryota, Metazoa, Chordata, Actinopteri, Scombriformes, Scombridae. The transcript has 21 exons. Gene Ontology annotation, cellular component: intracellular membrane-bounded organelle; membrane. The coding region runs from base 904 to 4494 and encodes 1196 amino acids. Gene Ontology annotation, molecular function: P-type calcium transporter activity; PDZ domain binding; ATP hydrolysis activity. The record is from RefSeq and is a predicted model, not a curated record. Gene Ontology annotation, biological process: regulation of cytosolic calcium ion concentration; calcium ion transmembrane transport.
AGAAGACGGCUGAUCCCGGACGCAGGGUCUUUUCUCUGGGCUUGUUUGAAUGUGCCGGACCCCCCUCCACCUCCACCUCCACCACCACCACCCCUUCCCCAGUCCCACCCACCGCUCUGCAACACAAACACACCACCAGUCUUCAUUUACUGGAUCUCUGCUCUUUGUUAUCAGUCUUUUCCCCUCCCUGUGCUUUUUUAUUCCAGGAGAAAAAGAGAGAAAGAAAGAGUGAGUGUGAAAGAGGAGGAGGGAGUUUAUUGUUUCUUUUUUCUCCCCUCUUCCCCUUUUUUUGUUGCACGGAUUGAUUUCUGACUUGAAUCUUGGACCCGGUGUGUUUUUCUAUCCUCGGGGCUACUGCUGCUGCAGGACCACAGCUGAUGCUUGCACCAAUGUAAUUAGUGUCCAAAAAAAGAAAGAAGAAAGAAAGAAGAGAAGGAACAAACAAAUAAAAAGGAAGAUUUUUCUCCUGCAGUCUAAGGUGGUCUGUCAAUCAUUUUUAUUCCACCACCACUGCAGUUGUCAAGUUGGAGCCCUGCAGGGAAAUGGACAAACCCCUCUGAGCUGCAGACUCUCUGCCUCACUAACACAACCACAGGACGGACAAGGAUCCCCCCAUUUCUCCUCCUCCUCCUCCCUCCGCCGCCUCGACUGGAGCGUGAAGCCACCAGAACAUGUUUACCGCCUUGUUUCCAUUGUAACCGAGAGGAGCAUGCACGCCCAGGACAGGAGUUAACCUCAGCGUUUACCUUCCUCCACCUUCCUCCUGUGAGAACUACACUACCCACAAUUCCUGUGAACUGACGAGCCAAGACUGACAUAUAGAUCAGUUUAAAUUAAGAAGAAGAAGGAAAAAAAGACACUCACUACAAAAAGAAGAACAACAUUGCUGUGAAGAAGAUCAAUAUGGCCAACAACACGGCAGACCACCCUCCGGGGAAUUCGGUUGCCGAGGGCAACCAUGACGGGGACUUUGGGGUGACCACGACGGACCUGAGGGGCCUGAUGGAGCUGCGGAGUGGCGAGGCCGUCAACAAAAUACGGGACACGUACGGAGACGUGCAGGGAAUCUGCCGCCGCCUGAAAACAUCACCUAUAGAAGGUCUUUCUGGAAACCCCGUUGAUCUGGAGAAACGUCACACGGCUUAUGGACAGAACUUCAUCCCCCCAAAGAAGGCCAAGACGUUCCUGCAGCUCGUGUGGGAGGCUCUGCAGGACGUCACGCUUAUUAUCCUGGAAAUCGCUGCCAUCAUCUCGCUGGGUUUGUCCUUCUACCAUCCACCAGGGGGCGACGCUGAAGCAUGUGGACAGUCUGCAGGCGGCGCGGAAGACGAGGGCGAGGCUCAGGCCGGCUGGAUCGAGGGCGCCGCCAUCCUGUUCUCGGUCAUCAUCGUGGUUCUGGUGACGGCCUUCAACGACUGGUCAAAGGAGAAGCAGUUCCGUGGGCUUCAGAGUCGUAUCGAGCAGGAGCAGAAGUUCACCGUCAUCCGCAAAGGCCAGGUCAUCCAGAUCCCCGUGGCCGAGAUCGUGGUGGGAGACAUCGCUCAGAUCAAAUACGGCGACCUGCUGCCCGCUGACGGGAUUCUGAUCCAAGGCAACGAUCUGAAGAUUGAUGAGAGCUCUCUCACAGGAGAGUCCGACCAGGUCCGCAAAUCUAUGGAGAAGGACCCCAUGCUGCUGUCCGGGACCCACGUGAUGGAGGGAUCAGGCAGGAUGGUGGUGUCAGCUGUCGGCCUCAACUCUCAAACCGGCAUCAUCUUCACCCUUCUGGGCGCCGGCGACCACGACGAAGAGAAGAAGGUCAAGAAAAGUAAAAAACAAGGACCCCCCGAAAAUCGCAACAAAGCCAAGACCCAGGAUGGCAUCGCCCUGGAGAUCCAGCCGCUGAAGAGCGAGGAGGCCGCCGAGUCGGAGGAGAAGGAGGAGAAAGAGGAGGUCAAAGCUGUUAAGAAAGUCAAUGUGACCAAGAAGGAGAAGUCCGUGCUGCAGGGUAAACUGACCAGACUGGCCGUGCAGAUCGGGAAGGCUGGUCUGAUCAUGUCAGCCGUGACCGUCAUCAUCCUCAUCCUCUACUUCGUGAUCCACACCUUCGGGAUCCAGGGUCGGACCUGGGUUGCCGAGUGCACCCCCAUCUACAUCCAGUACUUUGUCAAGUUCUUCAUCAUCGGCGUGACGGUGCUGGUGGUGGCCGUUCCCGAGGGGCUGCCUCUCGCCGUCACCAUCUCUCUGGCCUACUCUGUCAAGAAAAUGAUGAAGGAUAACAACCUGGUGCGUCACUUGGAUGCCUGCGAAACCAUGGGCAACGCCACGGCCAUUUGCUCCGACAAGACGGGAACGCUAACCAUGAACCGGAUGACGGUGGUGCAGGCGUACAUCGGCGAUACACACUACAAGACGGUCCCCGAACCGGACGCUAUCAAACCAGAGACUCUAGAAGUUAUGGUCAACAGCAUCUCCAUCAACUCUGCUUACACCACUAAAAUCCUGCCUCCGGAGAAAGAAGGCGGCCUGCCUCGCCACGUGGGAAACAAGACGGAGUGCGCUCUGCUGGGUAUGGUGCUGCAAAUGAAGAGGGACUACCAGCCAAUCAGAGACGAGAUCCCCGAAGAGAAACUCUACAAGGUUUACACAUUCAACUCCUCCCGCAAGUCCAUGAGCACGGUGCUGAAGAACGCCGACGGGGGCUUCCGCAUGUACAGCAAGGGAGCGUCAGAGAUCGUCCUGAGGAAAUGCUCUCGUAUCUUGGACGCCCAGGGCCAGCCCCGCGUCUUCAAGCCCAAGGACCGUGACGAGAUGGUGCACAAGGUGAUCGAGCCGAUGGCGUGCGACGGGCUGAGAACCAUCUGCGUGGCCUACAGGGAUUUCCCCGCUGAAGCCGGAGAGCCCAACUGGGACAUCGAGAACGACAUCCUGAACGAGCUCACCUGCAUCGUCGUGGUCGGGAUCGAGGACCCCGUCAGACCCGAGGUACCUGAGGCUAUUUCUAAGUGCCAGCGUGCCGGCAUCACUGUGCGUAUGGUGACUGGAGACAACAUCAACACCGCCCGCGCCAUUGCAUCAAAGUGUGGCAUCCUGCUGCCCGGGGAAGACUUCCUGUGUUUGGAGGGCAAAGAGUUCAACCAGCAGAUCCGUAACGACCAGGGAGAGGUGGAACAAGAGCGUCUGGAUAAAGUUUGGCCCAAACUGCGUGUGCUGGCUCGUUCCUCACCGACAGACAAACACACUCUGGUUAAAGGCAUCAUUGACAGCACGGUGGGAGAAACCCGACAGGUGGUGGCAGUGACUGGAGACGGUACCAACGACGGGCCCGCCCUCAAGAAAGCUGAUGUCGGCUUUGCAAUGGGAAUCGCCGGCACAGAUGUGGCAAAGGAGGCGUCUGACAUCAUCCUGACCGACGACAACUUCACCAGCAUCGUCAAGGCCGUCAUGUGGGGUAGGAACGUCUACGACAGCAUCUCCAAGUUCCUGCAGUUCCAGCUGACCGUCAACGUGGUUGCCGUUAUCGUGGCGUUCACCGGCGCUUGCAUCACACAGGAUUCCCCUCUGAAGGCCGUCCAGAUGCUGUGGGUCAACCUCAUCAUGGACACUCUGGCGUCUCUCGCUCUGGCCACCGAACCUCCGACUGAAUCUCUGCUGCUUCGUAAACCGUACGGCCGCAACAAGCCGCUCAUCUCCAGGACCAUGAUGAAGAACAUCCUGGGCCACGCCGUCUAUCAGCUCGUCAUCAUCUUCACCCUCCUCUUCGCCGGUGAGAACUUCUUCGACAUCGACAGCGGUCGUAACGCUCCCCUGCACUCACCGCCGUCGGAGCAUUACACCAUCGUGUUCAACGUGUUCGUCAUGAUGCAGCUCUUCAACGAAAUCAACGCCAGGAAGAUCCACGGAGAGAGGAACGUGUUCGAGGGCAUCUACAGGAACCCCAUCUUCUGCAGCGUCGUACUGGGCACCUUCAUCCUGCAGAUCAUCAUCGUUCAGUUCGGAGGGAAGCCGUUCUCCUGCACAGCUCUGACAAUCGACCAGUGGCUGUGGUGCGUGUUCAUCGGUGUGGGAGAGCUGCUGUGGGGACAGCUGAUCUCGGCCGUCCCGACCCACCACCUGAAGUUCCUGAAGGAGGCCGGUCACGGCAUCACGAAAGAGGAGAUCCCCGAGGAGGAUCUGACAGAGGACGCAGAUGAGAUCGACCACGCUGAGAUGGAGCUGAGGAGAGGCCAGAUCCUCUGGUUCAGAGGUUUGAACCGCAUCCAGACGCAGAUUAAGGUGGUGAACGCGUUCCGUAGCUCCCUGUACGCGGGGCUGGAGAGCCCAGAGUCCCGUAGCUCCAUCCACAGCUUCAUGGCCCAUCCCGAGUUCGUCCCCUUAUCCGAGGAGGAGGCCCGCAUCCCCCCCAUCGAAGAGACCGGAGAGGAGAUCGACACCCUCCCCAGCGCCUCCUCUGCGGCGGGGGGAGGAGGAGAGCCACCCAGCGCCUUCCCCCAUAGCUGCGAGUUAUCCAUCUGAGCUCCUCUCCACUCCUCCUCCUCUUCCUCCUCCUCCUCCUCCUCCUCUUCCUUCGCCUCCCUCCUCUCCAUCAGCAUCAUCUGUCAUCCCACCAACUGAACUGUCACACUGAGGAGGGAAGUCAUCGCUCUGCUCAUCCCCUCGUUCUGCACACACACACACACACACACACCAAACACAUGCUUCAUAUCCUCUUCACCCGCCCCCCCCCCUCCGCACCCUCAAUCAUUCCUGCCACGUUGCGUUUUUCAUACUGACUGUGGCGUCGUUUUGCCUGUAAGUGUGUCCCUCCUCCUCUUCCUCCACCUCCUCCUCCACUUCCACCACCGCACGCAUGAAUCAGUAGAGUGUGGAGUCCAGAGAGUCUCCGCAGCAGAAAAGGCCUGUCCUUGUCCAUUCAUGUAUAUUUUUUACUCAAUGAUCCUUUUUUUUUGAAAAAAGCUUUUAAACUUUUUUUUUUUUGUUUCGUUGUUUUCGUUGUUGGGUUCGAUCUUUUUUUUUUUUCUUU